AUGGUCGACGUCGCCAAGGUCGCCGACAUCGUCCUCCUCAUGAUCGACGGAAACUACGGCUUCGAGAUGGAGACGAUGGAAUUCCUCAACGUCCUCGCCGCCACCGGCAUGCCCGGCAACGUCUUCGGCAUCCUCACCCACCUCGACCUCUUCCGCAAACCCCAGGCCCUCAAGGAUGCCAAGAAGCGGCUGAAGCGCCGGCUGUGGACCGAGCUGUACCAGGGAGCGCACCUCUUCUACCUCUCAGGCGUCAUCAACGGCCGCUACCCGGACCGCGAGAUCCACAACCUGUCACGCUUCGUCUCCGUCAUGAAGAACCCGCGCCCGCUCAUCUGGCGCAACGCCCACCCGUAUGCCAUCGUCGACAGUUUCCGCGACAUCACCCACCCGGCCAAGAUUGAGCAAGACCCGAAAUGCGAUCGAUCCGUCGUCCUUUCCGGAUAUCUCCGCGGCACAAACUUUGCCGCCGACGGCCAGCGCGUCCACGUCGCCGGAUUAGGUGACUUUACCGUCGCCAGCAUGGAGGUGCUUCCGGAUCCAUGUCCGACGCCGGCAAUGGAGCAGGCCAUGGCCAAGGUCACCGGCAAGACCGGACGCCGAAGGCUCGAUGAGAAGGAGAAGAAGUUGCACGCGCCCAUGUCGGAUCGAAGCGGCCUCAAGAUCGAUGGCGAUGCCAUCUGGAUCACGAGGGAGAAGGGCUUCACCUUUGACCAGUCCAACGACGCCGAACGCGGCGAAGGCGAGGAGAUGAUGAUUGGCCUGCAGGCCGAGCGGAGGCUGCUUGGUCAGACCGAGGAGGGAGUCCAGCUCUUCUCCGGCGGCGACAAGCUGAAGGAGGUCGCCGCCGACCAAGACAACGGCAGAAAAUCACGGAGGAAGGCUCGAUUCGCCGACCGUGACGGCCAAGACGACCAGUCAGAUGUCAGCAACGACGACGUUGAUGACGACGACGCUUUCGUUGGCGGCAGCGACGACGAGGAUGGGUCGGAUGUUGACGGCGACGAGUUUAGCGAGAACAAGGUCGGCGUCAUGUUUCGCAAGGACACCGACAAGGCACACGGCGAUGAGGAUCUUGCCUUUGCCGACAGCGACUCGGACCUAGGCUCCAUCUCCGACCUCGACGAAGACGACGACGGCGGCGACGACGACGAAUUCGAUUCCGACGAGGAAGCAGCCGCCGUACGGUGGAAGGACGACCUCGCAGGGAAAGCACACAAGUUCCAUAGCAGGAGACGGCCCUACCACACUGGAAAUUUGGCGCGGUACAUGUACGAUACCUCCAUAACCCCCGAGGACGCCCUCAAGCGAUGGAGAGGCGAGGACGAUGAGCCGGUCGAGGAGGACAUCGAAGCCGAUUCCGACGACGAAGCCUUUUUCAAGAAAUCGUCCCAGGAGAAGCAGGACGCAGCCGAAGACAGGUCGAUUCCCCUAUACGACUACGAGGACUUGGCUGCCAAGUGGGCGGCCAAGGACAACGUCGACGCGCUCCGGAAGAGGUUCACAACGGCAUCGGCGGCAGGAGAGCAUGGAAGUGACGACGAUGACGACGAUGGUGACGAUGCCGUCGGUGACAGCGACGACGACGACGAGGGUGACGGCGUCUUCGAGGAUCUCGAGGCCGAUGCCGCCCCUCAGCAGCAGUCGGCAGACGAUAUCGCCGUCGAACGCGAAAAGAACGCGAAGCGGAAGGAGGAGCUCAAGUUGCGCUUCGAGCAGGAGGACAGAGAAGGCUUCCUCAACGACAAAGCCAAUGCUCGGCGAGAAGGCGGCGACCUGCAGGAAUUUGGCGAGGAUCAGUGGUACGACGCGCAAAAGGCCAUGAUUCAGAAGCAGCUCGAUAUCAACAAGGAGGAGUUUGAGACGCUCGACGACGGGCAGCGGACCGCCGUUGAAGGAUACCGGUCGGGUCAGUACGCCAAGCUCGUGCUCGAAAACGUGCCGGCCGAGUUCGUCGAGAAGUUCAAUGCCCGACUCCCCGUCGUCGUCGGCGGCCUGACAGCUACCGAGGAUCGUUGGGGCUUCGUCCAGGUGCGCAUCAAGCGUCACAGAUGGCACAAGAAGAUCCUCAAGACGAACGACCCCCUCAUCUUCUCCCUCGGCUGGCGCCGCUUCCAGACGCUGCCCCUCUAUAGCAUCUCCGACUCUCGCACCCGCAACCGGAUGCUCAAGUACACGCCCGAGCACAUGCAUUGCUUCGGUACCAUAUACGCGCCUCUUGCCGCCCCCAACACGGGAUUCGUCUGCUUCAACUCCUUCUCCCCCGACACCCCUGGCUUCCGCAUCGCCGCCACCGGCAGCGUCCUCAGCGUCGACGAGUCGACCGAAAUCGUCAAGAAGCUCAAGCUCACCGGCGCGCCCUACAAGAUCUUCAAGAACACGGCCUUUAUCAAGAACAUGUUCAACUCGGCGCUCGAGAUUGCCAAGUUCGAAGGUGCCUCCAUCAAGACCGUCUCCGGCGUCCGCGGUCAGAUCAAGCGUGCUCUGUCCAAACCCGAGGGCCACUUCCGCGCCACCUUUGAGGACAAGAUUCUCCUCAGUGACAUCGUCUUCCUGCGGGCCUGGUACCCGAUCAAACCCCACCGCUUCUACAACCCGGCCACGAACCUCAUCGGCUGGCAACCGAUGCGGCUGACGGGUGAGGUUCGCCGCGACCAAGGCAUCGCCACGCCCCAGCUCAAGAACAGCCAGUACCGUAAGAUCGAGCGCGAGAACCGUCACUUCAACCCUCUGCGUGUCCCCCGCGCCCUGGCCGCCGAGCUGCCCUUCAAGUCGCAGAUUGUCGAGGCGAAGAAGCAGAAGAAUCAGACGUACAUGCAGAAGCGUGCCGUUGUCCUCGCUCCGGGUUCCGAGGAGAAGAAGGCGCGGGCGGUGAUGCAGCAGCUGCUCACCGUCCGCAAGGAUGCCGCCGAGAAACGAAAGGCCAAGAAGGACGAGAACCGGGCGGCGUUCAAGAAGAAAAUGGCCGAGAACCUCGAGAAGAAGGAGGCAAGGGAGAAGAGAGAGACCAAGGAGUUUUGGCGAAAGAACGGGAGGAAGAGGGCCGCCACCGGAGGAGACGACGACCUGGGCGGAGGCGGCGGCGGCGGCAAGAGAAGGAAGUGA
This is a messenger RNA of Drechmeria coniospora, 3102 nucleotides long. RefSeq names its product ribosome biogenesis protein. Lineage: Eukaryota; Fungi; Ascomycota; Sordariomycetes; Hypocreales; Ophiocordycipitaceae. The record is from RefSeq and is a predicted model, not a curated record. Gene Ontology annotation, biological process: endonucleolytic cleavage of tricistronic rRNA transcript (SSU-rRNA, 5.8S rRNA, LSU-rRNA); ribosome biogenesis; maturation of SSU-rRNA from tricistronic rRNA transcript (SSU-rRNA, 5.8S rRNA, LSU-rRNA). The transcript has a single exon. Gene Ontology annotation, molecular function: GTPase activity; U3 snoRNA binding; GTP binding. Gene Ontology annotation, cellular component: nucleus; 90S preribosome. The coding region runs from base 1 to 3102 and encodes 1033 amino acids.